Molecule: messenger RNA, 2683 nt
Organism: Populus trichocarpa (black cottonwood)
Lineage: Eukaryota; Viridiplantae; Streptophyta; Magnoliopsida; Malpighiales; Salicaceae
Source: RefSeq, a predicted model, not a curated record
CCUAAGAACCCAAGAAGGAAAAAAACAAGAGCUGAAGAAAUGAAGAAACCAUUUGAGUUGCGUGUGGCUAAGCUAAAAAGCACCGGCACCCCUGCUUAUCCUCGGCUUCGCUUCACUCUCUUCAACCUUGUGUUCUAAUCCAUAACUCAACAGGUCUAUAUAGUAAAGAAUUGAAAGAAGAGUGAGGAAUUUGAUAGGGGGAAGAGAAGGAGACUAUGGCUUCUGCGACCUUGUUGUGUUGGUGCAGUUCAGACUUGAUAAGGCAUGGUUCAUAUUCCAAUUUUUUUGUAAGACAGAAGGUACUGGAUUUGAAUCAAUCAAUAGUGAGAAGUAGAGGGUGUUAUAAUGAUUAUCAAAAGCAAAAGAAGUUUUUUGUGUGUGCUGCAACUGAAGGGUCUGCAAAGUCUAGUAAAUCUGAAGAAACCCCGACUUGGGCUAAACCAGAUUCUGAUGAACCCCCACCAUGGGCUAAGGGUGAAGGCAAAGAGAACUCAUCAAAGCAGAACUUUGAAGUUCCCUUUUUUGUUUAUUUACUUGCCUCGGCAAUUACUGCAAUUGCUGCUAUUGGUUCCAUUUUUGAGUAUGUGAAUCAGAGGCCGGUUUUCGGGAUUGUGAACACAGACAGCAUUCUGUACGCUCCAUUGCUAGGAUUCUUUGCAUUUACGGGCAUUCCUACUUCUGCAUUUUUGUGGUUCAAGUCUGUUCAAGCUGCUAACAAGGAAGCUGAUGAGCAAGACAAGAGGGAUGGCUAUCUCUAAAGUCACACUUGCAGCAAUGAGUUAAAUAUAGUGUUAAUCUUCUAUGAAACACGAGUACCUCUUUCAUUUAUCUUAACUCUUGGCCUUUCAAUUCAAUUUUGCUUCUAUAAGAUAAAUAUCCUAAUUUUACAUUGUGAUACUCCAUCUGUGAAAUUUUUAGUUUAUAGUUAUGUACAGACUUGUGAAUAUCCAAGCUAGCUGAGGUAACAAGUAUACCAUAGACCUUGUACGCAAAACAUUUUAUGAUUUUUGUUUGGUAUAGAAAUAUCCUGACAGGAUAUACUGAUGCAUAAGUGGAAGGUUUGAGGUCAUGACCUAUCACACUACCUUCAUAUAUUGAAUGAUUGAAUCUUCCAUAAUUUUCCCUUUAAGUAAAUAUCAGAUGAAAGCUGCCCUUGCAGAUUAUUUUGGAAACUGUUGAAUUGUCUGGAGCAUGACAGAGAUGUUUCUUGUGUUGCUUCAGCCAUACAAGGAAGGCUUUAUAUGAUUUUUAUGGGAAGCCAAUUACCCUGACCGGUGCUUUUGAGCAACUCCUUGUGAAAUGGCAUCUGAUGCUUGAACAUGACAUGCAUGCUUGGGAUGGAGCUAAAUUGCUGAGUAUCAAGUUCUUCAAUAUAAAAGAGUUGCCUUGCCAGUCACCUUUCACUUUGCUGAAAAGUGCUUAAAUAUAAAAUGAUGCCCUUCUGAUCCAAUGCAUAAAAGAUGAAAAUGUCAUAGACUUCAACGUUUGUGUUGACCCCAUAAGUAAUCUUUCACGGUACCACCUAAGUAUUGUCUUGUCUUUUUUAUAAAGAAAUCCAAUUUUGCCGGUGUGAAAUUCUCAGUUCCUCCACUUUCAUACCUGCAUGUAUUUAUCUACUCCACGUGCCUGUUGUAUGUCUCAACCUAGGUAGCCACACUCCUUCCAAACUUCCGUCCCUAAUUAAGCUAAAAGCCCUUCUCUCUUCCACAUGGCUUCACAUCAAAUAUCAGGAACUUGUGCUGAACAUACGAUUUCAGUAGCUGAUGAAGAUGCUCGAAAGGUCCAGAGAUUGCGACGAGCUCAAUGGCCCCGAGCAGCUAUUCUAGGAGCUAAUGAUGGUCUGCUUUCUACCACAUCACUAAUGCUUGGCGUAGGUGCAGCAAAGGAAGAUAGACGGUACAUGGUCUUAUCUGGACUGGCUGGAGCUGUUGCAGGUGCUUGUAGCAUGGCUGUUGGGGAGUUUGUUUCUGUCUCAACCCAAAAGGAUAUCGAAAAGGAAACUGUUAGCCACUUCAGUUCGUAAAAUUACGGGAAAGAUGCUCCUGGAAUCGGACUCGAUGGCACCCCAACUACAGCAAGGAUGAAAGGAGAAGCAAAGCUGGAUGACUCCAAGGUCAUCUCUGAGCCAACACAGAGAAUGUCACGAAGUAUGAUCCUCGAGCCAAAGUUGCCCCCAGGUAUGUCUCCCGGAAGGUCUCCUGUAAUGAAGGUAAUCCAAGAAGAUGGAAAGAGAAGUCCUGAAAUAUUGCGGGAGGAUGACGGAGAGGAGGUGCUAACAAACCCCUACAAGGCUGCCGUUGCAUCGGGUGUAUCAUUUUUGAUAGGAUCAUGUGUGCCUUCGCUGUCUGCCGUGCUUGUGGCCCAAAAUGUUGUUAGGAUUGUGGUGAUUGCUGUGGUUGCAUCAAUAGCUCUGGCUUUUUUUGGAGGCUUCGGAGCUUAUCUUGGUGGUUCACCAAUUAGGAUAUCGGCGGUAAGAAUUCUACUUGGAGGUUGGAUUGCCAUGGCAAUUACUUUUGGGUUGCUCAAGCCUUUCGAUAAGGAUCAUAGUUGAUGACUUAGAUUAUUUCCAUCAUUACUGAAAGAGAAGCUGCAAAAGGGGGGGUUUGGUUUUUCAUAUAAAGCCAAAGCUGUUGUUUCUUGCUGAAUCUUGUUUGCUUAAUACUAGAUGCUAAUAUUGUUUGAA